AUGGCCGACAUUGAGAAACAACGCGAUAUCGGCCCUCCAGCCAGCGCUGAGCUCCCUGCGACGUCCGAGAUGAGGGAGGUGCGUGGCCUCGCCUGGAUCAUGGUGGUAGGAUCCAUUCUCUCGGCAACGUUCCUUUAUGGCUUGGAUCAGACGAUUGUGGCCAAUAUCCAGCCUGCUAUUGUGGACCGUUUUGAUUCGCUGGGCCAGCUGUCAUGGAUCUCAGUCGCUUUUUUGCUGGGGGCUGCCAGCAGCAACCUCUUCUGGGGUCAGAUGUACGGUCGCUUCAAUGUGAAAUGGCUAUAUUUUGCCUGUGUAGGCCUUUUCGAGUUGGGAUCCACGGUGUGCGGUGCUGCACAGUCGAUGGCAGCUCUCAUCGUUGGGCGUGCCAUCUGCGGCUUUGGAGGCGCCGGAAUGUACACUGGAUCCAUGGCCUUGCUCUCCCUCACUACAACGGAAACGGAGCGGCCGUUCUACCUGGGUCUUCCGGGCCUCACCUGGGGGGCUGGGACUAUUCUGGGACCCGUACUGGGAGGUGCCUUCACCGACAGCAGCGCAGGCUGGCGCUGGGCGUUCUAUAUUAAUCUGUGCAUAGGCGCCCUCUGUGUCCCAGUGUAUAUCUUCCUGGUUCCCAGUAAAGAUGCGAACCCCGGUCUCUCUUUCUGGCGUCGCGUCGGAGGGAUAGACCUGCUAGGAUUCAUCCUGAUGACGGGCACUUUCACGGCCGGACUCAUGGCGAUCUCUUUCGGAGGUACCGAAUACCCCUGGAACAGCCCGCAGAUUAUUGCAUUGUUCGUCGUAGCCGGCGUCGUGACGAUCCUCUUCUGGGUGCAGCAGUUCCUCGCCAUCGGUGUCAAGCGAGAGCACGUCUCCUUCCCCCUGACCUUCCUGAAAGAGCACAGGCUCCUCCUUGUCGCCCUAGUAGAAGCCUCCGCAAUCACAGCCACCUUCAUUCCCAUUUAUUUUCUCCCUCUCUUCUUCCAGUUCGUGCACGGCGACUCGGCCCUCGACACGGGUGUCCGUAUCCUUCCCUACGUUGUCUUCUGCGUCUUGUCGUGUAUCCUCAGCGGCCAUGCCGUCAGCAAAAAUGGCCAAUGGCUUCCUUGGUUCCUCGGCGGCGGCGCCUUCGUCCUCGCCGGAAGUGUCGCCCUCUACACCGUCAACGAGGGAACCUCCACCGCAAAGGUCUAUGGAUACAGUAUCAUGAUCGGCUUCGGCGCGGGCUCCUACCUCCAGUUACCCUUCGCCGUGGCCCAGAUGAUCGUUGAACCCAAAUACAUUACCGCAGCAGUCGGUUUUAUGGCAUUUGCGCAGCUCUCGGCGCCCUCGGUGAGCAUGGCCAUCGCCAACGCGGUGUUUAUCAACCAGUCCACCACUCAGAUCUCACAUGUGUUACCUUCCUGGUCGAGGAGCGAUAUUCAGCGUGUCAUUUCGGGUCUGGGGGGAAGCGAUCUCGCGUCAUUGGACUCUGAGACGAGUCGUCGCGUUAUCGAGAUCAUUGUGCAGAACAUCAGUAAGGCGUAUAUUCUAUGCUUUGUUGGGGCGGGUCUGGCAAUUAUUAUAUCGGCGUAUCUGGCUAUUGACCAUAUCUCGUCAAAGGAGAAGGUGAAGCGUUCGAACCACGACGAUGAGAGUGAUGCAAGUGUGGAGUGA
Molecule: messenger RNA, 1650 nt
Organism: Aspergillus udagawae
Lineage: Eukaryota; Fungi; Ascomycota; Eurotiomycetes; Eurotiales; Aspergillaceae
Exons: 2
Coding region: 1-1650 (549 amino acids)
Biological process (GO): transmembrane transport
Molecular function (GO): transmembrane transporter activity
Source: RefSeq, a predicted model, not a curated record